CAGCAGUGCGCGCGUCCUCCGCUCGCGUCCAGGUGUCACAUUCUUCGGAUGCUUCUGAUCAUUUGAACCCGGGACCGAAUCAUCAUGACGGACCCCUCCUCUGCUGCUGACACCACUGCUGGUCCUGUAGACCCCGGUCCUGCUCCUGCUCCUGUUCCGGAUCCAGCGGUGUUGGAUUCAGCAUCGACUCCUGCAAACGGACACCAUCCGAACCAAGCAGAUACUUUCAACAUGGAGCAGCAGAUGAAAAUAGGAGAGCCGGAGGACAACGGUCUUCUGGAGAGCAGUAUGCGUCUGAAACCCCAUGAGGCUCAGAGUUACAGAAAAAAGGCAUUAUGGGUAUCCUGGGUCUCCAUUGUGGUGACAAUGAUCUUAGCCAUCGCUGCGUUCACUGUUUCUAUAAUGCGGCAUAGUGCAUCAGCGUUUGGGUUUGCUUUUGAUGCCAUUCUGGAUGUCCUGUCCUCCAUAAUCGUGAUUUGGCGAUACAGUAAUGCGGCGGCUGUCCAUUCAGCACACAGAGAAUACAUAGCGUGUGCCAUCCUCGGAGUCGUGUUCAUCUUGUCGGCCAUCACUAUCCUGGUGAAAGCGAUCCAUGAUCUUGCCACAAAACUGCAACCAGAAGUGGAUGACUUCCUGUACAGCGUCUCGGUUAUCAGCGGGGUGGUGUGUGCCAUUCUGUCCGUCUGUAAGUUCAUGCUGGGGAAAGUCCUCACCAGCAGGGCUCUCAUCACCGACGGUUUUAACUCUCUAGUUGGCGCCGUCAUGGGAUUCUCCAUCCUCAUCAGCGCUGAGGUGUUCAAACACGAACCUAGCGUCUGGUACCUGGACGGGACUAUCGGGGUUCUGAUUGGACUGAUCAUUCUCGCCUACGGAGUCAAGUUGUUAAAGGACAUGGUGCCCCGCGUCAGGCAGACGAGACAUUACGAGCGCUUCGAGUAGCGAUUCUGAUUCUGGACGACACAACACACACAGAAACACUCCUGUGGAGAUUCUCCUGAGAGGAAAACACAACAGAACACAACACACACACACUUUACCUGCCUCAGGGCAAGCACAGCCACUAAUUCCCCCUGUAAAUAUGGAUCUGAAAGGGAACAACUGAAAUUGAAAAUAUAAAAUGUGUAUUAUCGUAUCGUUUGAGAUGGCAAAGAGCCAUGGGGCUGAAACAAGACAUCUCAGAAUGUAUAUCAUCUGAUAUAUAAAACCCAGCUUCAUUGCAUUGAGUUAUAUGUUGGUAUUUAUGGGUAUAAUGGUGAGAGACCUUUUUUAGGUAUGAUUUGUGCAGGUUAUUACACAUAUAUUCAACAUUUUCAAACGUCCAGGUUAAGAGGGAAAAGGUUUAUCAGGUAAACUUAACACAGAUUGUCAUUUUUGUCUAGUUUGUUUAAAUUAAGUUAUUUCAGUAGUUCUUUAGUAAAAACGUUUGUUGCAUCUGUGAAAACCUGUAAAAUUUUCACAUGAACAAUGAAGAAAUAGACUAAAAUGACACAAGAAUUCAUUAGCUGUCUAACAUUCGAUUUCGAAAGUUCUCAUUAUAGAAAUGUCAAUAAAAUGCCACAGUGGAAAAGCCAAAAACAUCAUAUAAAAUCAAGUACAGAUCACUCUGAAAGUGUACAAAUUGAAGUUAUGCCAACAUAAACGGAAGGGGUGCUGAAACUACAUAUUUGUAGAUAAUAAAAAGACUCAAAGUUGUGUUCUUCACAGGGACCUUGUUAAAACUUUAAUUUGAUUCUUUUUUUCCUUGUUAAACGUGCCAUUGAAUCAUCUACAUGAACUUUAAAGUAUAAUAUUCAACAAACAGGGCAUUUUCAUAUCUAAUACUAUUGUAACAUACUCAAAACAUAAUACAUGACGAAUCUUUCAGUACUUAAAGAGCACUAGUCUAAGUCUACAAACUAAUUGCUAGAAACCGCUUCGUUUGCUAGACCUAAAUAAUUAUGUAAUUUCAUCUUUCGCACUCCAUUGAAACAGUAAAACUCUGUGAAGGUCAUUUGUUAUAGUUUGAUCUAGCCUUGCAUAUAGCUUUUGGUGAAACUUGUACUUAUUAAAUGGCACACAAAUGUUACUCGCACAGUAACAAAGCCUUAAAACUUGACCCUUCAUGAUGUGAAGUUAUAUGUUCUGAAGUAUUACUUAGACUGUUGUAAUUUUGCCACGAAAUUUGGCAGUUUAAAUGUGUAUUUGGGAAAAGCCGAGUUUCUGAGCAUUUUAUGUAGCAAAUAUAUUGUAGCUCCGUGGAGCAGAUGGACGUAACAGUGACAUUACAGCCGGUCCAACCGCGUAUGUGCUAUUCAGUGGCAGUUCAUAGUUCGAUUGUCGGUGAAAAGCAACGUUUGUGCUUUUGGAGAAGUGUAUGACUUAUGCUGUUUUUUCAGGUGUGUGGUCGAAUUCGCCGCUCUGUUCUUUAUUGACAUGUUAAAUACUUUGAGCCCUUGUCAGAGGGACUAGACAUAAGCACACGCCCCUGCAAAUGAGACUUUCUUUGCACAGUUGCUAAAACCACAUGUAGACGUGUGAUCAGGACUUAAAGGAAUAGUUCAGCCAAAAAUGUCUGAGCAUUCACUCACCCUCAGUCC
Messenger RNA from Sinocyclocheilus rhinocerous, 2576 nucleotides. Its product is annotated as transmembrane protein 163-like. Gene Ontology annotation, cellular component: synaptic vesicle membrane. The record is from RefSeq and is a predicted model, not a curated record. Lineage: Eukaryota; Metazoa; Chordata; Actinopteri; Cypriniformes; Cyprinidae. Gene Ontology annotation, biological process: monoatomic cation transport; transmembrane transport. The transcript has 8 exons. Bases 85 to 939 code for a protein of 284 amino acids. Gene Ontology annotation, molecular function: zinc ion binding; monoatomic cation transmembrane transporter activity.